CACGUGAUUGUCUACGACACGCUCGUCCCCAUCUAAGCGGCGGGUGCGCGCGUUGAAGGGCGCGUCCGUGUGAGUCAAGUGUGUGAGAGCUAGAGAGACCCGCAUCACCGCUCAUUCAAUUCCUCCUUACACGCCGACUAACACAGAGACGCCGCGAUGGCCUCCGGAGUUACAGUCAACGACUCUGUGCUGACUAUCUUCAAUGAUAUGAAAGUGCGCAAGGCACAGACCAGUGAAGAUGAACGAAAGAAGAGGAAGAAGGCUGUGUUGUUCUGCCUGAGUGAUGACAAUAAACAAAUCAUUGUGGAAGAGGGUCGUGAGAUCCUGGUUGGCGAUGAGGGAGACCCUUUCCUGGCGUUCGUCAAGAUGCUGCCCCCUAAUGACUGCCGUUAUGCUCUGUAUGAUGCCACGUACGAGACCAAGGAGACCAAGAAGGAGGACCUGGUAUUUAUCUUUUGGGCCCCAGAAAAUGCUCCACUCAAGAGCAAGAUGAUCUAUGCCAGCUCCAAGGAUGCAAUCAAGAAAAAGUUUCCAGGUAUCAAGCACGAGUGGCAAGUGAACGGCUUGGAGGACAUCAAGGACCGAAAGACGCUUGCUGAGAAGCUUGGUGGUGCUUCAGUCAUCAGCCUUGAAGGAAAGCCUCUUUGUGAUUGAGGCCGAUAAUUGGGUGGGAUAGAGCUGUAUAGCUGUUCAUUUCAACAUGGAUAGGGCAAGGGCACAUGAUGGUGAUGCUGGGGGUGGGCUGUAGUGGGUGGGGUGGGGGGGAAAGUGACAGUUUCCAAACUCCACACAAAAAUUGGCUGUCAUUCCAUUUCACACGUACCAGGAACAAAAUUGUAAAACAAAGGCUAUUACUGUGCAUGUGUGCAGGCAGGUUUUGUUCUUUUCUGGUUCCUUUAGAUUGCUUGAGAAGGAUAAGGCAGAACAGCAACCAUUACAGUUAAACUAUUGCAUCUGCAAAAUACUGUUCACAUUUAUACAAUGAAUUUCUUUUUUUUUAUUUUUGCCAAACUAUCUUUCCUUUAAGUAUGUGUAGGUGAUUAGGUGUAGUACAAAACUUACCCCAUAAGUGAUUGCAUAAGAUGCACCAAGAUGUAUUUGGGAACAUGCAUAUUUUUCCAUUCCCUCUUCCCUUGUUUUACAGUUCCAAAUGUUUUAAUGAUUCCAGCUCUUAUUUGCAAAUGUUUUGAAAUCUGAUUCUAAAGUAUGGCACUUGUCAGAAUAUUCACAUUCCUUAAAAGCAAACAUUCUAGAUUAAAUGGGAAAAGAUUGAAUUGAAGGAAAGGUGAGGAGCAAUGCAUUAGGACAACCUGUGUACAGAGUUCGAAGAAUGUUGCAUAGUGGAUGUUUUGUAUCGUCUCCUUAUCUCUAAUAAAAAAAAAGCACUAAA
Molecule: messenger RNA, 1390 nt
Organism: Clarias gariepinus (North African catfish)
Lineage: Eukaryota; Metazoa; Chordata; Actinopteri; Siluriformes; Clariidae
Gene: cfl1
Product: cofilin 1
Exons: 4
Coding region: 157-654 (165 amino acids)
Biological process (GO): actin filament severing; cell motility; actin filament fragmentation
Cellular component (GO): actin cortical patch; cytoplasm; actin cytoskeleton
Molecular function (GO): actin filament binding
Source: RefSeq, a predicted model, not a curated record